Messenger RNA from Apus apus (common swift), 2556 nucleotides. It is a transcript of the gene EEIG1, whose product is annotated as estrogen-induced osteoclastogenesis regulator 1. The record is from RefSeq and is a predicted model, not a curated record. The coding region runs from base 517 to 1671 and encodes 384 amino acids. The transcript is spliced from 12 exons. NCBI's taxonomy places the organism in Eukaryota, Metazoa, Chordata, Aves, Apodiformes, Apodidae.
GGGGUUGAGCGGGGACCGGCACCAGCAGCGGGCUGCAGGUUGACCUGGAGACCUGUAGCAAGGAGUUUCACAAGAGGAGGAGACAGAAACUGGAAGCUCUCUGAAUGUGCUGCCCGCAGUCUUAAGGCUUCUUCAUCCCCUCAAGAUGCCUUCCCAGGAGAGCUGCUUUCUGAAGACGGAGCACUACAGCCUCUAACUGGGACAGCUCCUGCUGGUCUGGAGCUGAGACCGACUUCUCGCCUUUCCUUUUCCCUUGGAGAUGUUGCAGAGAUUCGAUCUGACCUCAUCCUCCUCACCUGAAGCUGCCGCGGCGAUGAUCCCACAGCCAGAUCCCACCACCAAAGACAAGAGAAUUGUGCGUUUGAAGCUGGGCCAUCGUUGUAACUGACUUGGAAUUUACUCCCUGCUUGUGUUCCUGGAACGGGUGCCGUUCCUCUGCUUGUCUCUGUGUGUGUUUUGAGCCACUCCUCCCUGAUCCUGUUUGGAAUUCCUGGGCUUUCCACGCUGAAUUUGCCCAUGGCUUUCCUGAUGAAGAAGAAGAAAUUCAAAUUUCAGACGAGCUUCACUCUAGAAGAGCUGACUGCUGUCCCCUUUGUGAACGGGGUUCUGUUCUGCAAAAUCAGGCUGCUAGAUGGAGGAGACUUUGCUAGCUUAUCUACCAGGGAGGAAGUUCAGGAGAACUGUGUCCGCUGGAAAAAGAAGUUCACCUUUGUGUGUAAAAUGAGUGCCAACCCAGCCACGGGACUCCUGGACCCCUGCAUCUGCCGAGUAUCUGUCCGUAAGGAGCUGAAGGGUGGAAAGACCUACUCAAAGCUGGGCUUUGCUGAUCUAAAUCUGGCAGAAUUUGCAGGCUCUGGAUCCACUGUCCGUUGCUGCUUGCUGGAAGGGUAUGAUACUAAGAACACCCGACAGGACAACUCCAUCCUAAAGGUCACCAUUGGAAUGUCCCUGCUGUCAGGGGAUCCCUGUUUCAAAACGCCUCCUUCCACCGCCAAAUCCAUCAGCAUUCCAGGACAGGACUCUACCCUGCAGCUGACCUGUAAGGGUGAGGGAACCACCAGCAGCAGCAGCAGCAGCAGCUCAGCCACCAUUGGUUCCCUGCGUCAGACCAAGCCAAGAACUGCCAUUCUCAGCUCGGGUGUCCCAGAAGAACCAGAUCAGAACCUGUCCAGCCCAGAGGAAGUUUUCCACUCGGGGCACUCGCGGAACUCCAGCUACGCCAGCCAGCAGUCCAAGAUCUCUGGUUACAGCACGGAGCACUCGCGUUCCUCCAGCAUGUCCGACCUGACCCACCGCAGGAACACCUCCACCAGCAGCAGCGCCUCCGGGGGGCUCAGCAUGACCGUGGAGUGUCCCGAGGGAGAGAGGGACCACAAACUGGAAAAGCCACCUCGCCCCCCCAGGCCAGCCCUGCUGCUGGAUAGACCUUCCAGGAGGAAAAAAGAUUCAGUGGAGAGUCACCCAACCCGGGUGGAUGACACCAGGAUUGAUGCUGAUGAUAUAGUGGAGAAAAUAAUGCAGAGUCAGGACUUCACAGAUGUCAGCAAUACUGAAGACAGUAACCUGAGGUUGUUUGUGAGCAGAGAUGGAACAACUACACUGAGUGGUAUUCAGCUGGGAAACAGGGUCUCAUCUGGAGUUUACGAGCCAGUGGUGAUUGAAACCCACUAAAUGUGAAGAACAGGGUAGAGCUGCUGGACACAGGCCCCCUACCCAGUCCGCUGCCACAUGGAUGCCAACCUUUACCUCUCUUCAUGCAGCAUUCCAGAAGGGAUUUCUCCACACCCCUCCCCAUACAUUUGCACUGCAGAACUACUCUGAGACCACUCCAGAUCAUGCACUUUCCCCACGUUGGCAUUACCCUUCUCCACUGCCCAUUCCUCCCAGUGCCUGCUCUUCCUCCUGUUUCUGGUCAGACACAAGGAGCCUGUUGGGUUUAUCCUUAGUCCUAGAGGAUGUUUCUCAUCUGCAUCCCUCACUCCACCCUUUCACUUGCAACAGGGGGACUUCUCAGCUUCUUUCUCCCCAGAACUUUGGGUUAUACCACUGUGAACUCUUCAGACCACUGGGGGAGGGGGAAACCAUUCUAACCAAACCCAGAGCUGCUCGCUGGUGACACGGUGACAUGGCCACCUGCUGGAUGCUUUAUCCCGUUGACUCUGCAAGGGAGCAUCACCUUCCAAGGCAACGGUUUUACUGAGCAAGGUAUGCUGAGGGGUGCACUUCACUUCCUACCCUCAAAUCCCCAAACGUCCUCUUCUCAUAGGAAAUAUCUCCCAAAAGUGCAUUUCAGAAGACGACCGAGAUCCAGAUGGGAGUUGAUAAAUGGUUAAUUGCUCGUGCUUGUUAAACCACUAACUGAGUGAUGUCCUUCCACUGCUGGGCAUGGAAGGGCAGUCUUCAUCCAUUAGCAUUAGCAGGAGCACUUUAGAGGUUCCAGAUUUUACCUGGAGGAGGCUUCUACUUGCUGUUCCAAGAGUGUAAUCCCUGUCUGCUGGACUGGUUCAGCAGCAAACGGGCACUGCUGGAGCUUGGAAUACAAAGCCUCUGAUUUGU